This is a messenger RNA of Scatophagus argus, 2817 nucleotides long. RefSeq names its product extracellular calcium-sensing receptor-like. Gene Ontology annotation, cellular component: membrane. Gene Ontology annotation, biological process: G protein-coupled receptor signaling pathway. The transcript has 9 exons. The record is from RefSeq and is a predicted model, not a curated record. The coding region runs from base 1 to 2643 and encodes 880 amino acids. Gene Ontology annotation, molecular function: G protein-coupled receptor activity. NCBI's taxonomy places the organism in Eukaryota, Metazoa, Chordata, Actinopteri, Scatophagidae.
AUGGGAGCUUUUCUUGAACCAUAUAUCUUACUCUGUGCCUGCCUUAUUUUGUUUUUUCCCUUAUUCACUACUUUAUAUUCGACAUCUUCCUCUUUUCCAACAUCUUGUAAAUUAUGGAGAAAGUUUCAUCUUAAUGAAAUGCAUAAGCCUGGUGAUGUGGUUCUGGGUGGGCUAUUUGAGGUCCACUACACCUCUGUCUUCCCUGAGCGGACAUAUAUUUCAGAGCCACAACAGCCAAUCUGCAAAGGUUUUGACAUUCUAGGGUUCAGACAUGCCAUGAGCAUGGCCUUUGCUAUUGAGGAGAUCAACAAGAAUUCCAAUCUGCUACCUAAUGUGACUCUGGGAUACAGUCUUUAUGAUAACUGUGGUGCACUUGUUAUUGGAUUCAGUGGUUCAUUAUCUCUGGCAAGUGGUCGUCAGGAGCAGUUUCUGCUUCAGCAAAACUGUUUAGGGACCCCUCCGGUCCUGGGAAUAGUGGGUGAUUCCUACUCUACUUUUUCUAUUGCUGCCUCCAUUGUUCUAGGUUUAUUCAGAAUGCCCAUUGUAAGUUAUUUUUCUACAUGCCCCUGCCUGAGUGAUCGGCAGCGGUUUCCAUCUUUCUUUAGAACAAUCCCAAGUGAUUCUUUUCAGGUGCGUGCAAUGAUUCAGAUUCUAAAACACUUUGGCUGGACUUGGGUAGGCCUGCUGGUCAGUGAUGAUGACUAUGGACUCCAUGUUGCCCGAUCCUUUCAAUCUGACCUGGCUCAGUCCGGUGGAGGUUGUUUGGCCUACGUAGAGGUUUUGCCCUGGGACAGUGACCCAGCUGAACUCAGGAGAAUUGUACAUUUGAUGAAGACAUCAACAGCUCGGGUGGUCAUGGUGUUUGCACACGAGUUCCACAUGUUUCAUCUAAUGGAAGAGGUGGUGAGGCAGAAUGUGAUCGGCAGGCAGUGGAUUACAGGUGAGUCGUUGACAGGAGCUGCUGUGCUCCACAAACCUUUCUUCAUGCCAUACCUGAAUGGCACACUGGGCAUUGCCAUCCGUCGAGGAGAAUUAACAGGGCUCAGGGAAUUCCUUUUACAAAUACGUCCUGACCAAAAUGACAAUAGCAACUAUAGAAAUAGCAUGGUGAGGCAGUUUUGGGAAUACACAUUUCAGUGUAAAUUUGAUCCAGCAGAUUUGGUGGAAGCUGGCGGAGCACUUUGCACUGGACAGGAAGAUAUUAACAAUGUGGAGACUGAGUUUUUGGAUUUUUCAACCCUUAGGCCUGAGUAUAAUAUUUACAAAGCUGUCUAUGCUCAGGCUUAUGCACUUGAUAAAAUGCUGCAUUGUCAACCAGGGAGAGGUCCAUUCAGCGGGCACAGCUGUGCCACUUUGCAAACAUUGGAGCCCUGGCAGCUUGUACAUUAUUUGCAACAGGUCAACUUCACUACAUCGUUUGGUGAUCAAGUGUCAUUUGAUGAGAAUGGUGAUGCCCUACCCAUCUAUGACAUUGUCAACUGGCAUUGGCUUCCGGAUGGAAAAACUAUAAUCCAGAAUGUGGGUGAGGUGAAAAGGUUGGAAUCCAAAGGUGAAGAACUUACAAUUGAUGAAGACAAAAUCUUCUGGAACUUUGAAUCAAACAAGACACCCCCAUCAGUGUGCAGUGAGAGCUGUCCUCCAGGUACCCGCAUGGCCAGAAAAAAAGGGGAACCCAUUUGUUGUUUUGAUUGCAUCCCUUGUUCUGAGGGAAAGAUAAGUAAUCAAACUAAUACCAUGGAUUGCACUAGCUGUCCAGAGGAUCUCUGGUCCAGCCCCCAACGUGACCACUGCGUUCCUAAAAAAACAGAGUUCCUCUCCUACCAUGAGCCUCUCGGCAUUUGCUUGACAACCACUUCGUUGCUGUGUACAUGUAUCUGUGUUGUUGUGUUGGGCAUUUUUACCUAUCAUCGCCACACACCGAUCGUACGCGCCAACAAUUCAGAACUGAGUUUCCUGCUCCUGGUAUCACUGAAACUAUGUUUCCUGUGUUCACUGCUGUUUAUCGGUCGUCCCAGACUGUGGACAUGCCAGCUGAGACAUGCAGCAUUUGGGAUCAGCUUUGUGCUUUGUGUCUCUUGUAUUUUGGUAAAAACUAUGGUGGUUCUGGCUGUGUUUAAGGCCUCCAAGCCAGGAGGUGAAGACAUUCUGAAGUGGUUUGGUGCUAUGCAGCAGAGAGGGACAGUCAUGGUUCUCACUUCCAUUCAGGCAGCAAUCUGCACUGCCUGGAUUGUGUCUUCCUCACCGGCUCCUCAUAAAAACACUCAAUAUUACAAUGAUAAGAUUAUUUAUGAGUGUGUAGUUGGGUCAACAGUUGGUUUUGCAGUGUUACUGGGUUACAUUGGUUUACUGGCUAUUCUUAGCUUCCUGUUAGCUUUUCUGGCAAGGAAUCUUCCAGAUAAUUUCAAUGAGGCCAAACUCAUCACUUUCAGCAUGCUGAUCUUCUGUGCUGUGUGGGUGGCCUUUGUCCCUGCUUAUGUUAACUCUCCAGGUAAAUACGCAGAUGCAGUGGAGGUAUUUGCCAUCCUGGCCUCCAGCUUUGGCCUCUUGGUAGCACUGUUUGGACCCAAAUGUUACAUAAUCCUUCUGCGACCAGAGAAAAAUUCGAAGAAAGCAAUCAUGGGUCGAGGAACCACCAACUCAUAAAAGCAGCAGUUACAGUAAAAUAAUCAACUAGUCUUAACCAAUUUGUAUUAAUUAAGUAGAGAUCUGCCUUUGAAAUGACAGGACCUUUAUCAGAUAAACAACUUGCUUUUUAGUUUCAGGAAUUCUUUUUAUUGUGAAGAAUAUAUUUUGUAAAAACUGGAAGCUGAAAGAAAU